GCUCGAGAGAAGCUCGUUACUCGUGAAGCGGAGUGUGGAGCCUCCCCUUCCUAAAACCCCUGCUGUCUUAAGCCUCCAGGGUUUAUCGUCUCUCCCAUGGCGAAAUCUCCCUUUUCUCUUCUGCUCCUCAGACGCCUCCCCCAACUUCACAAACCCUCCCUUUCUCUUCUCUCCCGCUCUCAUUUCCUCUCCACCUGCCAACCCACGACUCCCCCCUCCAACUCCCCAGACCCCAGAAGCUCUCUCUCGGCUCGCAUGAGCUUCGUCUUCGACCAAAUCGACGCCAUCGAAAAGGAACGCUCACAGAAGGACGAAGCCCUUCAGCGAAUUCGAGCCUGGCGCGACUCCAAGCACAAGAACAACCACCCCAAAGAGGAGAAUGUAGUAUCGGAGUCGGGGGUCGGGCAGUUCAUUGAUUCAAAUGUGAACAAUUCGAAUGAUUCGGAGGAGAAGAGGAGGGAGAGAGAUGGUUUGGUGGCGAAGGAGGUGGAGUUGGUGCACCCGUGGAAAGAGUGGAUCGAGUUGAUGGAGAGAUUGGUUCAGCAGAACUACUUUGAUCACAGGAGGAAGGACGAGGACAGAAUGGUCCAGGAUUUGGGGUUUGACAUGUCGGAGGUUGCUGACGAAGCGGUUGAUUUCACUAGGGAUUUCAAGACAGUUCAGACCGCUUGUCUAAAUUUUGGGCGUGAUCGGUUCGAUAUCUUGAGGUCAUUGUCAAGGCAGGAUAUUCAGCUUUUGGUUGGCUAUGGAUGUCCUAGCGUGGACAAGAAGGUUGUUUUCUCUGCAAAGCUAUUGAGGAAGCAUGCCCACCUUGAUGAAGGAGAUGUCUGCAGUUCUUGCAGUUUAAGGAGUUCCUGUGAAAGAGCAUAUUUGCUAACAAAUAAAGAAGAUGAAGCCCGGACUAUUGACAUUAUGCGUAUCCUACUGACUUUUGGCUUUGAUCCGGUGAAUGGAUCAGUUGUUAAUAAGCCUUUAUUGAAAGUCAAAUCUGUGAAGACUGUAGUCCGUAAAUUGCUUCAUGAAGUUGUCAAAUUAAGUGCGGUUCCUAUUGAUCCUAAUCUCCCCCCACCAGUAAUUAAAAAGCCCCCUCCAAAAGUGAAGCAGCCGCCUCCCCCUCCAAAGAAACGAGUUGGACGUGAUGACAUUGAGAUGAAGAAAGGGGAUUGGCUAUGUCCUAAAUGUGACUUCAUGAAUUUUGCAAAGAACACCGUGUGCCUGCAAUGUGAUGCUAAGAGACCAAAGAGACAGUUGCUUCCAGGAGAAUGGGAAUGCCCAGAGUGCAACUUCUUGAAUUAUAGGAGGAAUAUGGUAUGCUUUCAUUGUGAACACAAGCGCCCCCCUGAUGAAUUUACAGAGAAUCGUACACGGGAAAGGCAACCUGAUUCUAAGAUGAGGUUUGAGAAGAUUGCCAACCGGAUAGAGGUUUCUAAUGCCUGGAAUUUUAAUUUUGAUGAUGACGAAUCAGAUGGGGCCGAUGUAGCUGCUUUUGAGUAUGCAGAUUCACCAAGAAUGGAUGAAGAGUUAGAAGAUCGUACUCAAGGAGGAAAUCUUGAAGGACCUGAAAAUGAUUUCUCCCACACUACUAGCAGAUUUUCCACCACGUCCCGGGAAAGAGGUUAUCCCAAUCCUGAUCAUAACAGAUCUGCAACAGGAUUUGACGAUUUUGAUGACGAAGAUGAUGAUGUUGACUGUUAUGAGAUAGAGACUCAAAAUGGUGCCGCAGCACAGCAAGCAUCUUCUAAUGAUUUUCCUGAGAUCAGAGGGUACGCUGAGCCUUUACAGUUUGAAGGCUCUGAUGAUGAGUUGCCUGCUCGUCACAGAAUGAGUUCCUUUCCUACUAGGCCAUCUGAACGAAUUCGUCGAAAAGCAGCCUUCUCUGGUUCAGAGGAUGAUUUUGACGUUGAAUCAGAUGAAGACCUUCCAGUUCAUCCCAACUGGAAAUCUAGUCAUGUGGCUGAUUCAAGACAGAGAAGUCGAGGCCGAGGUGCGGUUGGCUCCUCAAGAGGUAUGAAUUUCCAUGGGGACAAGGAACUUGGGGUCAUCUCAGAUGGUGAUGAUGAUCUAGACAAAGAUGGUCCAUCCAUGCGAGGUGGAGAAAAUAGAUGGGGUUCUCGUAGAAGAGAAUCCCGGAGACCAAGCUCUGAUAUUGAAGAUGAUCAGUUUAAUGGUUCAGAUUUUGAUAAAUAUGAUCUACAUUCUCCUAGGAAUCGACCACAAGGCAACAGAGCUGGACUUCAUCGAAGAGGAAAACCUUUAAAUGGUCGGGAUAAUUUUGAUUUUUCCAGAAAUACACGAUUUAGGUCUGACCGUAAAAUGGGUAACAGAGGGAACUCUUUUGCUGGCGACUUUGAUAGAUCAUAUGGCGCUGAUAGAGGAUACAGGGGUCGUGAAGGGAAGCCUUUAAAUGGUCGGGAUAAUUUUGAUUUUUCCAGAAAUACACGAUUUAGGUCUGACCGUAAAAUGGGUAACAGAGGGAACUCUUUUGCUGAUGACUUUGAUAGAUCAUAUGGUGCUGAUAGAGGAUACAGGGGUCGUGAAACUCGUGAUUAUGGUAGGCGAAGGUUUGAGGGUGGCAUGGAUAGAGAUUCUGGUCGUGAUAGACGCCGGAGGCCAAUAGUUAGAAGAUCAAUUUAAGCCAUGGUACAAUUAGAAUACCAGUAUUGUGCUAAUGCCUGCCAAAUUUGUUUCUGGAAUUGGGUGGAUAUGCAUGUUUCAUGCUCAAUGAAGGCGGGCUCAAUGAAGGCAGAGAAAACUCCAAGAGGGGAAGCACUUCCAUUUUCAGCGCACCAGCCUUGCAUCAACAGCAAGCUGCCUCUCUCUCUCUCUCUCUCUCUUUGUGGGGAGAUGCAUGGAAAUUGGAAUUUUAUUUACUGACCAAUUGUUAGGGCACGCUUUGUGUGAUUUAUUUGUUUAUUUUUGUUCUUUAUUCAAGAUGGUUGUAAUUUAUGAUAAGAGAGAUUAUAUUGACAUACUACAAAUUUUUGUAAAAGAAAUAAGGAAGAAAUCAUAAGCUGAUCCUUGUAUUAUCAUGUGAAAAUUAUUUUGUCUUUAUAAAUUUUUUAAUUAGACCAA
Malania oleifera is the source of this 3072-nucleotide messenger RNA. RefSeq lists its product as uncharacterized. Gene Ontology annotation, cellular component: cytoplasm. NCBI's taxonomy places the organism in Eukaryota, Viridiplantae, Streptophyta, Magnoliopsida, Santalales, Ximeniaceae. The transcript has 5 exons. The coding region runs from base 97 to 2634 and encodes 845 amino acids. The record is from RefSeq and is a predicted model, not a curated record. Gene Ontology annotation, molecular function: mRNA binding.